Messenger RNA from Ylistrum balloti, 5024 nucleotides. Its product is annotated as cubilin-like. The annotation marks the transcript as partial. The transcript is spliced from 33 exons. The record is from RefSeq and is a predicted model, not a curated record. NCBI's taxonomy places the organism in Eukaryota, Metazoa, Mollusca, Bivalvia, Pectinida, Pectinidae.
AUGAGUGAGGGUGUGUGUGUGAGUGAGGGCAAUUGUGUGAGUGAGGGCAAUUGUGUGAGUGAGGGCGUGUGUAUGAGUGAGGGCGUGUGCGUGAGUGAGAGCAAUUGUGUGAGUGAGGACGUUUGUGUGAGUGAGGACGUUUGUGUGAGUGAGGGCGUGUGUGUAAGUGAGGGCGGGUGUGUGAAUGAGGGCGGGCGUGUGAGUGAGAGCAAUUGUGUGAGUGAGGACGUUUGUGUGAGUGAGGGCAAUUGUGUGAGUGAGGGCGGGUGUGUGGGUGAAGGCUUGUGUGUGAGUGAGGAUUGUGAUUAUUCUUCUAAACACACUGUGGUCCACGACAGUACAACUGAAGAUAGAUUAACCGAUAGCAAUUUUGCAAGUCCAGUUUGUGUAAGAUUUAACGUAACAUCUGGUACACAAAAUUCUGGAUUUCAGGAAACUUUCGUCGCUUAUCCAAGUACAGGGAACGACACAGUGUGUUCUCCAUUGGACAUCAAUAGCAAAGUUGCCACUACAACUCCUCAGUAUUUUUACAACCAACAGUUUCCUGCUCUGUAUUCCAAUAACGAGAACUGCUCAUGGCAAAUAACGAAUGGUGGAACUGGAAAGGAUAUAAUCCUUACAUUUGAAAUCUUGUCCCUGGAGAAGACAGGAGACAUAUGCUUAGAUUACUUAAACGUCAAAGCAGGUGGAGAAACCAUUGGUACAACCUAUUGUGUGACAGAUGUGUUCAUUACGCCAUUCUCACGAAGGAAUUCUAGUUUUUGGCUAGAAUUUCAUACCGAUGAUGCAGAUAGAUAUCGCGGAUUUGUUGUAAGCUAUGUACUAGAAGAGCCAUGUGAAGGCAAGCUGAAUACAUUACAGGCUCGGCCACAUCUCAGUUACCUGUCUUCCAUCGAGUACCCAAAUAAUUAUCAAAGUGCUGUGAAGAGUGGUGAUUACAGAUGUACAUGGGAGAUUGAACCAGCUGCUCCUGAGGGACUAUUUCUCACUAUUAAAGUUGACAAACUCUCUGAUGGUGAUACUCUGUUUAUAUAUGAAGGAACCAGUGAUGGAGCAUUGUUAUUCCCUAGUCCAGGGGAUACCCAUACUGAUUCUUGUUACUUUUGCAACAAAAGUGCAACAUUUGCGUUAACAUCGUCGGUGUACGUAGAAUUCAAUGUGUCUUCUGGAGGAAAUGAAGGCUUUAACUUAGGAUAUCUAGCAAUAGCUUCUUCCACUAAUACUGCUGCAUGUGCCGCCAGUGCUGAAUCUCCACAUGUUCUGGAGGCAAAUGACACACUCCAGUUUUUCACUUACUUCAAUAAUUCAUAUCCAGACUCUGACUGUUAUUGGAACAUAAGUGAUGGUCAUACUGGACGAGGAGUCAUUUUGACAGUUGAGUUUGCUUACUUUGGCACUUCUUGUAUGGAUUAUCUGGUGAUUACAGGUUGUGAUAGCACCGGUGUAGAGAAAUACAAGUCAAAGAGUAACAACAGACACACAAGGGAAAGUUCUACUAAAAGUUUCAAAGGUUCAGCCUACGUGGAGUUCAGUGUGACCUCGGCUUCUGGAGAUUUGGGUCUAAAGAUGCAGAUAACAUCACAACAAGCAAGUGACAACACAGAAGCAUGUGGAUCCAAUGGCAAAACUGUUGUAGCUACAAAGGAAGUCCAGUAUUUUACCAGUAGCAAUUUCCCUGAAUCAUAUCAGGUGAAUGAAAACUGCCAGUGGAUGAUCUCUGCAGGAAAUUCUGGAGAAAUCGUUAUUCUGACGGUUGAGUUCUAUGAUAUAGAAAAGGAUUCUACCUGUUCGUAUGAUUAUCUUUUAAUUACAGGUCUGAACACAACUGACGAUAAAAUUUGUGGAACAGACUUUUCUCAUCCACUCCGUACUUAUAACGAUACGAGUUUCAAUGUCAGUUUUAAGAGUGAUGGUGCUGAUAAUAAAAGAGGUUUUGUGUUUAGUGUUGUUCUGGACAAACCAUGUACUUCAAAUACCCCAACAAUGCUGACAGCUGACAUCAAUGUGAAAAACAUUUCCUCUGUGGAUUAUACAUGGAACAGACAGACGGGUAAUUACUCGUGUGAGUGGCACAUUGAGGCUAGUGAUGGCUCUGCUGGAAUUUUGCUAUACCUGGAUAGUGGCGGACAAAGUAGUGGAACCAAUAUCAACAUAUACCAAGGAUGUGACAAAACUGGAACCAGACUCUACCCCACAUCUGAUGUAGAUCUGACAAUGGGUUCCUCACCAGAACAGUUAGAAAUUGCAGCUGGAAACUCAACCUUCAUUGAAUAUUCUGUUGGAUCACCAGGAAGUCAAGGAUUCAAGAUACAAUAUCUUUCAAUAGCCGCUAGUGAUAAUACUGCUGUGUGUGCAUCAGCUGUAUCAUCCCCAGUCACGUUGGAUGCAAAUGAUGCCCUCCAGUUCCUGACAAGUUCUAAUUUCCCAAAUGCAUAUCCAUCAUCACUACAGUGUUACUGGAACAUAACAGAUGGUGAUACGGGCAGAGGUGUGAUUUUGACUGUAGAGUUUAAUCACUUUGCUGAUUCCUGUGAAGAUUAUAUCAUGAUCAGCGGAGGUCUUGAUGCAUCAGGCACAAAAGUGUGUAGCAACACUUUCGAUACUUCACCGAUGGUUUUUAAAAACAGUUCUUUCCAAUUGAAGUUUAACUCAGAUGCCUUUAAUAAUGCCAGUGGAUUUGUGAUCAGUUAUAUCCUUGAUGCUCCGUGUAAGGGAGAAGUGACCAUGAUAAAGGCAGAAUUACCUAUAACAACGAUCACGUCACCUGGAUAUCCAUCCUCUUAUCCUGGUGUUGGAAGAAGUGGUGGAUAUGUUUGUAAAUGGCACAUUGAAGCUGAUACUAACACCACAGGAAUUAUCAUCAAAUACUCGUUUGAAUCCAUUCAACUUGGAGAUACCUUGGCUUUGUAUGAAGGUUGUGAUAGCACCGGUGUAGAGAAAUACAAGUCAAAGAGUAACAACAGACACACAAGGGAAAGUUCUACUACAAGUUUCAAAGGUUCAGCCUACGUGGAGUUCAGUGUGACCUCGGCUUCUGGAGAUUUGGGUCUAAAGAUGCAGAUAACAUCACAACAAGCAAGUGACAACACAGAAGCAUGUGGAUCCAAUGGCAAAACUGUUGUAGCUACAAAGGAAGUCCAGUAUUUUACCAGUAGCAAUUUCCCUGAAUCAUAUCAGGUGAAUGAAAACUGCCAGUGGAUGAUCUCUGCAGGAAAUUCUGGAGAAAUCGUUAUUCUGACGGUUGAGUUCUAUGAUAUAGAAAAGGAUUCUACCUGUUCGUAUGAUUAUCUUUUAAUUACAGGUCUGAACACAACUGACGAUAAAAUUUGUGGAACAGACUUUUCUCAUCCACUCCGUACUUAUAACGAUACGAGUUUCAAUGUCAGUUUUAAGAGUGAUGGUGCUGAUAAUAAAAGAGGUUUUGUGUUUAGUGUUGUUCUGGACAAACCAUGUACUUCAAAUACCCCAACAAUGCUGACAGCUGACAUCAAUGUGAAAAACAUUUCCUCUGUGGAUUAUACAUGGAACAGACAGACGGGUAAUUACUCGUGUGAGUGGCAUAUUGAGGCUAGUGAUGGCUCUGCUGGAAUUUUGCUAUACCUGGAUAGUGGCGGACAAAGUAGUGGAACCAAUAUCAACAUAUACCAAGGAUGUGACAAAACUGGAACCAGACUCUACCCCACAUCUGAUGUAGAUCUGACAAUGGGUUCCUCACCAGAACAGUUAGAAAUUGCAGCUGGAAACUCAACCUUCAUUGAAUAUUCUGUUGGAUCACCAGGAAGUCAAGGAUUCCAGAUACAAUAUCUUUCAAUAGCCGCUAGUGAUAAUACUGCUGUGUGUGCAUCAGCUGUAUCAUCCCCAGUCACGUUGGAUGCAAAUGAUGCCCUCCAGUUCCUGACAAGUUCUAAUUUCCCAAAUGCAUAUCCAUCAUCACUACAGUGUUACUGGAACAUAACAGAUGGUGAUACGGGCAGAGGUGUGAUUUUGACUGUAGAGUUUAAUCACUUUGCUGAUUCCUGUGAAGAUUAUAUCAUGAUCAGCGGAGGUCUUGAUGCAUCAGGCACAAAAGUGUGUAGCAACACUUUCGAUACUUCACCGAUGGUUUUUAAAAACAGUUCUUUCCAAUUGAAGUUUAACUCAGAUGCCUUUAAUAAUGCCAGUGGAUUUGUGAUCAGUUAUAUCCUUGAUGCUCCGUGUAAGGGAGAAGUGACCAUGAUAAAGGCAGAAUUACCUAUAACAACGAUCACGUCACCUGGAUAUCCAUCCUCUUAUCCUGGUGUUGGAAGAAGUGGUGGAUAUGUUUGUAAAUGGCACAUUGAAGCUGAUACUAACACCACAGGAAUUAUCAUCAAAUACUCGUUUGAAUCCAUUCAACUUGGAGAUACCUUGGCUUUGUAUGAAGGUUGUGAUAGCACCGGUGUAGAGAAAUACAAGUCAAAGAGUAACAACAGACACACAAGGGAAAGUUCUACUACAAGUUUCAAAGGUUCAGCCUACGUGGAGUUCAGUGUGACCUCGGCUUCUGGAGAUUUGGGUCUAAAGAUGCAGAUAACAUCACAACAAGCAAGUGACAACACAGAAGCAUGUGGAUCCAAUGGCAAAACUGUUGUAGCUACAAAGGAAGUCCAGUAUUUUACCAGUAGCAAUUUCCCUGAAUCAUAUCAGGUGAAUGAAAACUGCCAGUGGAUGAUCUCUGCAGGAAAUUCUGGAGAAAUCGUUAUUCUGACGGUUGAGUUCUAUGAUAUAGAAAAGGAUUCUACCUGUUCGUAUGAUUAUCUUUUAAUUACAGGUCUGAACACAACUGACGAUAAAAUUUGUGGAACAGACUUUUCUCAUCCACUCCGUACUUAUAACGAUACGAGUUUCAAUGUCAGUUUUAAGAGUGAUGGUGCUGAUAAUAAAAAAGGUUUUGUGUUUAGUGUUGUUCUGGACAAACCAUGUACUUCAAAUACCCCAACAAUGCUGACAGCUGACAUCGAUGUGAAAAGCAUUUCCUCUGAGGAUUAUCCUAAUAAUUAUACAUG